This is a messenger RNA of Empidonax traillii (willow flycatcher), 2059 nucleotides long. RefSeq names its product RALY RNA binding protein like (gene RALYL). Gene Ontology annotation, molecular function: RNA binding. Lineage: Eukaryota; Metazoa; Chordata; Aves; Passeriformes; Tyrannidae. The coding region runs from base 6 to 1181 and encodes 391 amino acids. The record is from RefSeq and is a predicted model, not a curated record. Gene Ontology annotation, cellular component: nucleus. The transcript is spliced from 10 exons.
GGGGCAUGACCUUCACUCAGAGUUUAAAGCGAAGAGACCUAACCAUGACCGGCAAAACACAGACCAGCAACGUCACCAAUAAGAAUGACCCAAAGUCUAUCAACUCCAGAGUCUUCAUCGGCAAUCUGAACACAGCCAUUGUCAAAAAAGGUGACAUCGAAGCAAUCUUUGCAAAGUAUGGGAAAAUAGUGGGCUGCUCAGUGCACAAAGGUUAUGCGUUUGUACAGUACAUGAGUGAGAGGCACGCGAGGGCUGCAGUGGCAGGAGAGAAUGCCAGGAUCAUCGCAGGGCAGCCACUAGAUAUCAACAUGGCAGGAGAACCAAAACCAUACAGACCAAAACCUGGCAACAAGCGGCCACUUUCAGCACUUUACAGACUUGAAUCAAAGGAGCCUUUCCUGUCCGUUGGUGGUUAUGUCUUUGAUUAUGAUUACUACAGAGACGAUUUCUACAAUCGGUUGUUUGAUUACCAUGGCCGUGUCCCCCCACCGCCCCGUGCAGUGAUUCCACUGAAACGUCCUCGUGUGGCUGUGACAACAACUCGUAGAGGCAAAGGGGUUUUCUCCAUGAAAGGGGCAUCACGAUCAACCUCAAGUGGGGCUUCUUCCUCAGGAUCCAAAUCACCCACCCGUCUUCCCCUGCCCCUUAUGUGGAGUGAUACUGUCCUUGGAAGCGUCACUGGAAGAGGAAGAGAAAGAUCAGUGAAAUCAGAUGAGUUGCAAACAAUCAAGAAGGAAUUAACCCAAAUCAAAACAAAAAUUGACUCCUUACUAGGGAGACUGGAAAAGAUUGAAAAGCAGCAAAAAGCUGAAGCAGAAGCCCAAAAGAAACAAAUGGAAGAUAAUGCUGAUUUGAUUCAAGAGGAAUGCAUAUCAGAGAAUGCAGAUAACUCUACGGAAGAGCCAAUUGAAGGAGGGCCAGAUGCAGAUGGGGAUGGAGAAGAUAUGACUGAUGGGAUAGAGGAGGAUUUUGAUGAGGAUGGCAGCAAUGAGCUGCUGUCUUGGCUUCUUUUUGAGGUUCUGCUGGAAGAAAUUCUAUGCCUUCAUACUAAAGCCAACAUUUCAUUUCUCAGUUUCUACAGAUCAAGUGAUGAGAUGUCAUGUGUGAACCCCCUGAAGGCUGAGAAGAGAAACUCUGACUUCCCCACAGAAAAUUGUGAACAGCGGUUUCUUGCUGGCUAGCAACACCUUUGAUUCAAUUUGUAUGAAACUCAAUUUACUUAUUAAAAUGGACGUUACUGUUCAAAUAUUAGAAAUUCCAUUUCUUAUAUGUUCUAAGCUGGACAAUUGUCAGAUUUUUAUGGUUUAGAUUGUAAAUGUGGUUUUCUCUGGCUAAUUAUUGGUAUUAUUUUUUUAAUUUUGAUGUCUUAAAGGCCAAUGUACUGUAUCAUAAUAUUAUGAAGGACAUAUUUAACAGGUGUGGAAAACACUGUAUACAAAUGUAUAUUUCUAAAAGCUAUUUUUAUGAUUAGCAUGUUUUACUGUUUUACCAUAUUUAGAGUCAGGUGAUAUUGCACUUCUUUGUUUAAUGUUUAAUUCAAAUAAGACCAUUAUGAUCAGUGUCACAAUUAAAUACAUUGUAUGGUAUCUUCCAUUAUUUUAUUUAAUUUAUUUUUCAUUGGAAAUAAUUAUGUUUAGUAAUAGGACAGCUUCUAAAAAGUGAAAAUGUCAAAAUAAGAGAGCCAUCCUUGAUAAAUUGUAAAUUGGAUCCUCCUGUAAAUCCCUUUCUUUAGAUAAGCACACUCUGUGGUGCCAUUCAUCAAACAUUGUUACAGCUGUUCCUGCAAAUCUCUAAAGGUCGUUUGUUGUUACCAUAUGGAAAGCUUACACGACAGUCAGUCUCCUGUCCAGCCAGGAAAAUUAUUUAUAGCCUGUCAAUAUCUGACAGCCUGAGUUAGCUUACUUAUUAUUUUUUGGGUUGUUUUCUGGCAGUAGUCUUUUCACUCACAAACUUCUAAAUCUCUCCUAAAAGCUUGAAGUUGGAAUAAUUAAUUAUUACAGAUGUAGGGGGAAUCUCAGUAUAGAAUUUCUUAAUAAAUCAUAUUUCCUUUCCAACAGAA